UCCAGAGUUCCCAGCUCGUACCAUGUAAGGUUGCCUUUAAAUAGUAUUUCCAUCGGGCUUACUGCUGAAUGUAAAAUAUAUGGGAAGAUUAAAGAUAUAUGACUGUAAGUUAUUUCGAUCAAUCAAGUGAUAGUAGUCACUGGCGUCAAGUUGUGCAGCACGACAGUUAGUAGUAAGGGUAGGAAUAGAUUGUUAUGUAACUGACCACCACAAGUGGUGGUAGCUGUAAUAGGACUAGAUUGAAAGAGAACUGCUGCCGUCAAUGGAAAAUAUGGCACUGACUUAUAAAAUCAUUAACUGUUAGUCUGAGUUUGGCCGGGGUCCUUGAGACGCUAAAAUCUAAUUGUUGCAGAUUUUUUGUGAUAUACUACUCCAUAGUUUAGUGGUUAUUUGUUCACUUAGAAGUGACACAGUGGUUCGCAGCCUUUUUUGAUCUGGUUUUUGGAGUUUGUGUGUUGCUGAGUGAUUUUCCCAGCCCAGUGGCUUGAUAUGCUUUGUGUAGUCAGAUGUUAUCCUACUCUUUUUUUAUAGCAUUAUAGUAUUUAAUUAGUCUUUAUGUAUGCAUGUUUUCAGAUAAAUUUAUUAACAAUUAAAACGCGUGAUAUUCUUACACUAUGUUUCGCUCCGAUUUCUAGUAACUGACAUUCCAAAGUAUGCCACUGUUUGGGAAACCAAAAAGCCCUCGUGAACUGGUCCAAAUUGUUAAUGAAAACCUACUUGCCUUAAGUGGCAGUGCCAAAAAUGAUAAAGAACGGAAGAAGGCUGUGGAAGAAAUAGCAAGGGCUUUAAGUACUUUGCGAGAGCUGUUAACUGAUAAGUCAGACACCCGACUGACUGGCAAGGAGCGCGAUGCAGAGUUGUCAAAUUCUGAACGAGCACGAAUAAAUGAAAUCAUAACGGAUGUUACUCACGAAAUUAUAAAUCUCAGUCUUUUGCCGUUAAUUGUAAACAAUUUAGAUGCUAUCGAGUUUGAGAGUUCUAAACACAUCGUUGAUCUGUUUGGUCUUAUUAUGCGAAGGCAGGUUGGGUCAUACAAUCCAGCCGCUCAGUAUCUGUUGUCCAACACUCAAAUUUUAAUAUCAUUAUUACAAGGAUACUCCAAGCCCGAUAGUGCUAUACACUAUGGAGCGAUGCUUCGCGACGCAUGCCGACAUGAAGCUUUGGCUAAAGUUGUUCUUCGUUCUCAAGAGUUUUAUCAGCUUUUCGAACAUGUACAAGGUACAGCUUUCGAUGUAAGCUCAGACGCCUUUGCAACACUAAAAGAUUUACUAACACGCCACAAAGCCCUCGUAGCAGAUUUCCUCGCAGCUAAUUAUGAUGAAUUUUUUAAUCACUAUAUGCAUAUGAUCCUGUCAGACAAUUACGUUACAAAAAGGCAGGCACUAAAGCUGCUAGGUGAACUUUUACUUGAUCGACAUAAUAUAUCAAUAAUGACAAGGUAUAUUGCAGAUCCGGAAAACCUUAAAGUUAUCAUGAAUAUGUUAAAAAGUAAAGAGAAGCAAAUUGCUUUUGAAGCAUUUCAUUGCUUUAAGGUUUUCGUCGCAAAUCCAAACAAACCACCGGCUGUUCAUAUGAUUCUAUAUCGUAAUCAGGAGAAGUUAUUGUCUUUCCUGUCAAAUUUCCAAACGGAGCGUACAGAUGAUGGCCAGUUCAACGAUGAAAAACAAUACUUAAUCAAACAAAUUAGAGAAUUGAAGCCCAUAUCAAUUCCCGCUAAUCCUAGUGCCACUCAACUAAGUACAGCUGCACGCACAAACUGAUUUCAAACUUUCAGUAACCGUAUGUUACUUAACCUAUCGUAAUCUAUACGGAAACAUGGUCUGCUUGAUAUUUGGGUCAUUUGAUGAAACAGAAGGUUAUGCUUACCCGUCUACGCUCUGAUUAUAGUCUAUAAAAUCAAAAAAAUUAUUCUGUGAAUGGAUAAACAUUUAAAGUGGUUUCGGGGAAAUAUUGACAUUUUUUUGUAAGUAAUUUUCAGGUAUUAUUAUAUAAAUUUACCCUGAUGCUUCAUUGGGACGGGAACUGUAUUACCUACCUAUGGUGCCUAUAUUUAGUGAUGAUUUUUUGUUGUUGUUAUUGUUGUUGUACACUAUACACUAUUAGAGUUUAUUCAGUUCUGAUGACCUCACUGACUAUUAUAGAUAGUUUUCUAGAUUCUACCGCAUUAUUUAAUCUUUAUCACUCUUUGUAAAACCGUUUCGUUGGUUAGUGCAGUUGGAUUUGUUCUAUUUUGUAUAACAUCUUUAUUUGAAUAAAAAAUUCCUUUUUCUGUCCAUAUCUACUGUAGAUGAUAGAAUAUAGUACGUAUGUAUGUAUGUAUGUAUAUAUAUAUUCUUAUAUGUUCAGUUGUCUUUCUAUGAUGAUCCUGUUCACACUCAUGCUAUUUCAUUGGCCUGUUGUUACUAUCUCUCCCCUUUCCUUUCCUUUCCUUGUCUUGUUUUGUUUUUGUUGUUUAACUGUUUUUAUCUGAAUGUAAAAUGCCUUUCACAGAAAGAGAGAAGGUAAGUGGUAGACACUUAUUUUCUAACCUCUUGCCUUCUGCUUCAUCAUCAAUAGGACAUUUUGCUUAAUUCUCCAUUUUUUUCUCAAAAUGUAAAAACAAUCACUACUAGUAAAGUAUAUCAAUCAGUUGUUUAUAAAUUCACCCCCUCCCUUAUUUUUAUUAUAGUAUGUUGCGUGAUGAUGGUAGCUUGAAGUAAUCGUUUGUGUUGCCCUCCCGGCCCCCUGCCCCCCCUU
Messenger RNA from Trichobilharzia szidati, 2736 nucleotides. The record is from the annotation of a GenBank genome assembly. NCBI's taxonomy places the organism in Eukaryota, Metazoa, Platyhelminthes, Trematoda, Strigeidida, Schistosomatidae.